Molecule: messenger RNA, 513 nt
Organism: Solanum pennellii
Lineage: Eukaryota; Viridiplantae; Streptophyta; Magnoliopsida; Solanales; Solanaceae
Exons: 3
Coding region: 1-513 (170 amino acids)
Source: RefSeq, a predicted model, not a curated record
AUGUGGCUCAGGUGUGGCACAGGAUGUGGCGAGAUGGCUGAGCACCAGGAGAAGUUCCCAUCACUUGGGACAUUCUCAAGAUUGCAUUCCUGGAGAGGUUAUUUCCCAGAGAGAAGAGAGAGGCUAAGGGAUGAGAUGAGAAGGUUUGUGACUGGUGUAUCGGAGGAUCUAGAGGAGGAAUGUCAGGCAUUCAUGUUGCAUGAUAACAUGGACCUUUGCAGGUUGAUGGUUCAUGCACAGCAGGUUGAGGAGAGUCAUCGGAGAAAGAGAGGUAGAGAAGACAAGAAGCCUAAACCCUCAGAUCAGGCUGGUUGUAGCUCUGGAACUCGAAUGCAAAAAGUGGACAAGUCUGGACCUAAGAAGGGAAAUGAUAAUAAUGCCCAGCGUAGCAGCAAGCUGUGUGGUAAAUGUGGCCGUAUGCAUAGAGGUGAGUACCUGGUAGGUACUAAUAGCUGCUAUGGGUGCGGCAAGAGUGGGAAUAUGGUCAGGGACUACCCACAGAUGAGAAAUUAG